AUGUCUUGCACCAAAGAAUACGCUCUCCUCUGCUUAGAAAACCCCCUGCUUGAUAUUCAGGCUCAGGGCAAUGAAGAUCUUCUCAAGAAAUAUGGCCUUGAAGCCAACAAUGCUAUCCUAGCUGAGAAUGAGCUUCACAAAUCCAUUUUUGAGGAUCUCCUUAAAAACUACUCGGCCAAGUUAAUCGCUGGAGGUGGUGCCCAGAAUACUGCACGUGGCGCACAAUACCUACUUCCUCCCAAAUCUGUUGUUUUCCUCGGUGGGGUUGGGUCUGACAAAUAUGCCGAUAUUCUAAAAGAUGCUGUCAAAGAUGCCGGACUCCGAGUCGAGUACCGAGUAGACGCUAAACAACCAACUGGCCGCUGUGGUGUUGUUAUUACAGGCCACAAUCGAUCCAUGGUUACUGAUCUUGGGGCUGCUAACCACUACGAUCUUGACCAUCUGAAGUCUCCUGAAGUAUGGAGCCUCGUCCAGAACGCAGAAUACUAUUUCGUAGGUGGAUAUCAUCUAACCGUUUGUCCGCCUGCGAUAAUGGCACUGGCAGAAGAAGCUGCGACUAAGAAUAAAACAUUUAUCUUCUCGCUGUCUGCUCCCUUCAUUUCUCAAUUUUUCAAGGGCCCCCUAGACGAAACCUCACCAUACUGGGACUAUGUCAUUGGCAACGAAACAGAAGCUUUAGCCUAUGCCGAAUCGCAUGAUUUGAAUACCAAAGAUAUUAAAGAGAUAGCUAAGGCUCUUGCCGCUCUACCAAAAAAGAAUACACAAAGAAAAAGGACUGCCAUCAUUACGCAAGGCACCGAUCCCACCAUUGUAGCAGUCGACGGAGAAGAACCCCUCACGUUUCCUGUUCAUGUUAUCGACAAAAAUCUCAUCAAUGAUACUACAGGCGCCGGUGAUGCUUUCGCAGCCGGCUUUGUCGCUGGACUGGUAUCUAAACUAUCCCUAGCUCAAGCGAUUGACCAAGGACAGUGGCUAGCAAAACUUAGUAUUCAGGAGCUGGGGCCUUCGUACGUGACCACCCCAAAUAAAAUCAUGAAUAUGCAACUUCAAAAACUUGAUUUGUAUCCCUCCCCGAAACAAACCUACACGCCUGCUAUCUAG
Messenger RNA from Blumeria graminis f. sp. triticale, 1101 nucleotides. The record is from the annotation of a GenBank genome assembly. NCBI's taxonomy places the organism in Eukaryota, Fungi, Ascomycota, Leotiomycetes, Helotiales, Erysiphaceae.